AUGGAGACCCCAGGACUGAUUGUGCACGGAGAGGCUGCACCCUUUUCCACAGCACUCAGAAGCCUCGUCAACAACUCCCGAUACAGCGAUGUUUGCUUUGUGGUCGGUCAAGAACGGCAGCAAGUAUUUGCCCACCGAUGCUUGUUGGCCUGUAGAUGCAACUUCUUCCAACGACUUCUGGGUGCAGAGCCGGGCUCUGGGGUACCCAGUCCCGUGGUACUAAGCACAGUGCCAGCUGAAGCCUUCCUGGCAGUUCUGGAGUUCCUGUACACCAACAGUGUGAAGCUGCACCGCCACUCUGUGCUGGAAGUGCUGACAGCAGCUGUGGAGUAUGGGCUAGAGGAACUGCGAGAGCUGUGCCUAGAGUUUGUGGUGAAGGUGCUGGAUGUGGAGUUGGUUUGUGAGGCCCUGCAGGUGGCCGUAACCUUUGGCCUGCGGCCGCUGCAAGAACAUUGCAUACACUUCAUAGAGGCCCAUAGCCAGGAGGCGCUCCGGACCCGAGGCUUCCUGGAGCUGUCGGCGGCCGCACUGCUGCCCCUGCUGCGCAGCGACAAGCUCUGCGUAGACGAGGCUGAGCUGGUCGGAGCGGCCCGAAGCUGGGCGCGCGUGGGCGCGGCGGUGCUGGAGCGGCCUGUGGCAGACGUGGCGGCCCCGGUGGUGGGAGAGCUGCGACUAGCCUUGUUGGCCCCGGAGGAGCUGAGCGCCCUAGAAGAGCAGAACCGGCGGGAGCCGCUCAUCCCGGUGGAGCAGAUCGUGGAGGCGUGGAAGUGCCAUGCCCUGCGAAGAGGGGAUGAGGUUCGGGGCGCCCCAUGUCGCCGCCGGAGAGGCACCCUGCCCCGGGAGCAUCACCGCUUCCUUGACCUGCCCUUCAGGUGACCCAAUGCCAGGACUUGCGAGGAAUCCAGAGCCUGCCCAAUUAUGCCUUGCUUAAAACUACAGCUCCCGACGUGCUCGGCGCUCGGAGCGGGCUUCCGCUCCCAACAUGCCCAGCGAGCGCGGCGCCGGAAGGACCGUUCUCGGCUAGGCACCGCCCCUUGGGCUGG
This is a messenger RNA of Carlito syrichta (Philippine tarsier), 1043 nucleotides long. It is a transcript of the gene BTBD19, whose product is annotated as BTB domain containing 19. The record is from RefSeq and is a predicted model, not a curated record. Lineage: Eukaryota; Metazoa; Chordata; Mammalia; Primates; Tarsiidae. Gene Ontology annotation, molecular function: protein binding. The transcript is spliced from 8 exons. Bases 1 to 876 code for a protein of 291 amino acids.